This is a messenger RNA of Ogataea parapolymorpha DL-1, 864 nucleotides long. RefSeq lists its product as uncharacterized. The transcript has a single exon. Gene Ontology annotation, molecular function: FMN binding. Bases 1 to 864 code for a protein of 287 amino acids. NCBI's taxonomy places the organism in Eukaryota, Fungi, Ascomycota, Pichiomycetes, Pichiales, Pichiaceae. The record is from RefSeq and is a predicted model, not a curated record.
AUGCUGCCAUCGCUAGCACCGUGGAGUUCAGCAUUUACCAGUGCAGUGGCUUCUGAAUUAGAGUCGGAGCCAUUUGUUCCAUUUUCAUUUUCCAAUGUAGGUGAACAUGGAAUCCCUCACACCCGAACUUGUGUAUUCAGGGGGUUCCUUUUCAACGAUACCAGAACUAAUGUUCUUCUAUUCACUUGUGACAAGAGAUCGGCAAAGUUUAAAGACCUCAUCAAAAAUUCCAAUUUUGAGGCAUGUUUUUAUUUUCAUAAGGCCCGCAAGCAAUUUAGAUUCAGUGGUGCGGCUAGGGUGAUAACAAAUGAAAGAUACCCCAUCAUAGAUUUGAGCAAUUUAUCUACGAUAUCGAAUUCUGAAGAUAAACUUUGUGAGUCAGAGAUCAAGUUAAACGAUGAUGAUCUUGUUGUGGAACAAGAAAACGAUUUUUACUCCAUUGGGCUUGGGAAAGUCGGAAUUGAUGAACCUUUAAUGUACAAAAUUGUAUCCCCUUCGCAGGCACAAAACAUGAAUGUGAGUACAUUAUCACUGGCUGACCUCAACAUACCGAUUCAUGCUCCGACUGAGGAGGAAUGGAAAGCGGAAAGACAGAGAUGUUGGAAUGAUCUCUCGAGAAGUCUUAAAAGAUCCUUCAAAAGACCUCCACCAGGGUCAUUGCUAACAAGCGAAAAGUAUACACUGCUGGAUUCUAUCAAUAGGGGUGUUGAUGGAACAUCAUCAGGCCAGGAGAACUUUGUUGUGGUCUGCAUGUUCGUGAAAGCUGUGGAUCUGGUGGAACUCACAGGGGGCGUUGAUAAACGCUACCUGUAUAAAAAAAGUUACGACAUCGAUGUUUGGAAGGAAUACGAGGUCUGCCCUUGA